AUGAGCAUAUUCGUAUGCGGUUGGAUGCGAGUACUUGACUCCAAUAUGGAGUCACUAUUGCACAUAACUGGUCAGCCCACAACAAGUCAAGCUUCAAGCUGGGGGCACAUUGACCAUGACAGCUCAUCGAUGGCAUUGCUGAUCUGCUGACCUUCAUUAAUGCUGGCUUUGCUUAUACAAGCUCCCACUGUUCAACGCCCACUAGCUGCAGGCGAUGUCUUCUGUCACAAUGUCUUCUCUCACUGGCACGAUGACCAUCGCCGGUCCUAUGCAGACUCAACAGGUCAGCGAUAGCCCGUACAACUAUACCCCUACGAAAUGGAUCUGUGUCAUUUUCGUGAUGUUGUACAGUAUUUCAACUGUCCUCCACCUGGUCCAGGCAAUCAAGUAUAGACUGUGGUGGAUGAUUCCCACAGCAACCUUUGCGGGCAUACUAGAAAUAUUGGGAUGGAGUGCCAGGUUAUGGUCGAGCCGGAGCCCCGAGCUUUUGACGCCUUUUGAGAUGCAGCUCGUCGGCACCGUCAUAGCACCUACCCCACUAGUUGCAGCCAACUUUAUCAUCCUUGGCAAAAUAAUCAAUCAACUUGGACCGCAGUUCAGCCGUCUGACCCCAAAGAUGUAUACCAUUAUUUUUUGUUCCUUUGAUAUUAUUUGCUUGAUUGUACAAAGCGUCGGGGGCGCAUCUGCUGCAGAAGCCGUCAAUCAGAAUAAAAGCUCCACGAUGGGCGGGAACAUUAUACUAGGAGGAAUUGUUGCCCAGCUUUUUGCUAUAGUGGUCUAUGUCGCUUUGGCGGCCGAGUUUCUCUUGCGUUUUAAAUAUAACGCACCAUUCCGCUACGGUGUUAAGUCUUUCAUGUUCAGGAAGGGUCAAGGUUAUAUGAGUAAGAACGUGCGACGUAUGCUUUCCGGCAUGAGCUUCUGCAUCCUCUGCAUUUUUAUCCGGACCGUAUACCGCACUGUGGAGCUCGCCGAUGGGUGGUCUGGGUCAGUGAUUUCGACUGAAAGCUACUUCAUCUGGCUCGAUGGCGGCUUCGUCACUCUCGCCAUUUACUCUCUCAAUUUUAUUCACCCAGGUGGUUGUUUGAAGUGGGAUGCUGAUGAUAAUUCUUUACUGGAAGACGAGGAUUUUUAGACUUCAAUUGUCCUUGAUUGUAACGAAGCGGCUGGUCGUAUUUGUUACUAAGUACUAGUAGCAUGGCGUGGCUGUCGUACAAUAUUGUAGGGUUAGGUUUCUUUUACAUCGCCGCCCCUG
Messenger RNA from Suillus paluster, 1252 nucleotides. Its product is annotated as RTA1 like protein-domain-containing protein. Gene Ontology annotation, cellular component: plasma membrane; fungal-type vacuole. Lineage: Eukaryota; Fungi; Basidiomycota; Agaricomycetes; Boletales; Suillaceae. Bases 215 to 1132 code for a protein of 305 amino acids. The transcript has 12 exons. The record is from RefSeq and is a predicted model, not a curated record.